AUGGAUGACUUUCUGAACUUGGAAUUGCUCUCACUCGUGUCCAAGGUUACCUCAGAACUUCAGAACCAUGUCGGCGUCAGUGACAAGACCCUGGCCGAGUUCCUCAUCGCCCAACGCAUCGACAGCAAAAACAUCGACGAGUUUCGAACAAAGCUGGAUGGGCUCGGCGCUGACUUUCCGCCCAGUCUGGUGGACAGUCUCGAUCGCUUAGUGUUGACGAUGCACCCGCGCCUCAAAGGCAAGGGCAAAGGCGCAGUCGAGCCUGAAGAGGAGCACCACGGCCGGUCGCUGGAGGAAAAGGAAAAGGUCUUCGGCGGCCUUACGGUUGCAGACGGCAAGCGAUCCCUCCAGGACAAUGGCGACGCCAUCGACGAUACCCUGGCGCUUCUCGUGGGCAUCGAAGGACAGGUUCGCAAGGACAAGGCGCGCAAACGCAGCCGAAGCCCCCAUGACGACUCGCGACGACGAAGACGAGAUAGAUCACGAUCCAGAGAAGGUCGCAAGCGAGAAAGGUUUCGGUCGCGCUCACGAUCACAAGACCGAGGCGACGAAGACUGGCGCGACGGAUACAGAGAUUCGCGAAAGAGCCGCCACAGACGCCGAGACGACCGCGACGAUGACGAUGACAGAUUCAGACGAGCGCCUGCUCCAGAAACGGAUGACGAGCCCAUACUCAACAAAGUAUACAAAGGUCAUGUUACAGGAAUCAAAGACUUCGGUGCAUUCGUCAAUCUGCACAACGUUCGCGGGCGCCAGGAUGGUCUCGUGCACAUUUCCAAGAUUGCGGCCCACCAGCGCGUGAACCACCCCUCGGAUCUCCUAGAAAAGGGUCAAGAAGUAUGGGUCAAGGUUAUUAGCGCCGAAGGCAAGCGUAUCAGCCUCUCCAUGGCGGCCGUCGACCAGUCCUCGGGAAUGGAUAACGAGCCACAAGAGAGAAUCUCGUCUGGAGCAAACUUGGAAGCGCUGGGUGGAGCUAGCCGAGGAUUCUAUGAUGCGCCAACCAACAUGCCACGAGACGAUAUCGGCGCUCCAAGAAAACAUAAGAAGAGAAUGACAUCACCUGAACGCUGGGAGAUUCGACAGCUAAUUGCAUCGGGUGUGGCUAAAGCGUCUGAUUACCCCGACUUGGAAGAGGAUUACAAUGCUACCCUGCGUGGAGACGGAGAGAUGGAGCUUGAGGAGGACGUUGAUAUCGAGGUUCGCGAAGAAGAACCCCCCUUCCUCGCGGGCCAGACAAAACAGUCGCUGGAACUGUCGCCGAUUCGUGUUGUCAAGGCACCUGAUGGUUCUAUGAACAGAGCUGCCAUGUCCGGUACAGCCCUGGCCAAGGAGAGAAAGGAAUUGAAACAGCAAGAGGCGGACGCUGCCAAGGAAAAGCCCAAGGAAAACUUGGCCUCACAGUGGCAAGAUCCCAUGGCUGACCCCGACAAGAGGCAGUUUGCCAGCGACUUGCGCACUGCUAAGAUGAAUGCUAGUGCAGAUGAUGUCCCGGAGUGGAAGAAGGCAAUUGUCCCGCGCAACCAGACACUAGGCAAACGAACAAAUCUGAGCAUGAAAGAGCAGCGCGAAAGCUUGCCUGUGUAUGCGUUCCGCUCGCAGCUUAUCAAGGCUGUGCGCGAGAACCAGAUUAUGAUUGUUGUUGGCGAGACUGGCUCCGGCAAAACUACACAGCUGACUCAGUAUCUUGCAGAAGGUGGCUUUGCUAACGACGGAGUCAUUGGCUGCACACAGCCGCGACGAGUCGCAGCCAUGUCUGUGGCAAAACGUGUCGCCGAGGAAGUUGGCUGCAAGCUGGGAGAGGAAGUCGGUUACUAUGUCCGUUUCGACGACAUGACAGGCCCUCUGACCAAGAUCAAGUACAUGACGGAUGGUAUGCUUCUCCGAGAGAUUCUCGGUGACCCUGAUAUGAAGCGUUACUCGGUCAUUAUGCUGGACGAAGCGCACGAGCGUACCAUCUCAACCGAUGUGCUCUUUGCACUACUCAAGAAGGCUCUGAAACGCCGUCCUGAUCUCAAGAUUAUUGUCACUUCUGCCACCCUCGAUGCCGACAAAUUCUCCAUGUACUUUAACGAAUGCCCAAUUUUUACGAUUCCUGGCCGAACAUUCCCUGUCGAGAUUCUCUACUCCCGAGAGCCUGAAUCUGAUUAUCUCGAUACCGCGCUGGUCACCGUUAUGCAGAUCCACCUGACGGAGCCAAAGGGCGACAUUCUCCUUUUCCUUACAGGCCAAGAAGAAAUCGAUACCGCGUGCGAGGUGCUAUUCGAGCGAAUGAAAGCCCUAGGGCCUGGAGUUCCUGAGCUUCUCAUUCUACCCGUAUAUGCUCAGCUGGCAAGCGAGGCGCAGAGCCGAAUUUUCGAUCCUGCCCCGCCCGGCACCAGAAAGGUUGUCAUUGCCACGAACAUUGCCGAGACGUCUAUCACGAUUGAUGAGAUUUACUACGUCAUUGACCCUGGUUUCGUCAAGCAGAGCGCUUACGAUCCCAAACUGGGCAUGGACUCGCUGAUUGUUACUCCUGUCUCCCAAGCGCAGGCGAACCAAAGAGCUGGACGUGCUGGACGUACCGGCCCCGGAAAGUGCUUCCGCCUCUAUACCGAAGCCGCAUACCAAUCAGAAAUGCUGCCGACCACGAUUCCUGAAAUUCAGCGCACCAACCUGGCACACACAAUUCUCAUGCUCAAGGCCAUGGGCAUCAACGAUCUGCUACACUUUGACUUUAUGGACCCUCCGCCGGUCAAUACUAUGCUUACAGCCCUGGAAGAAUUAUAUGCUCUCAGUGCUCUCGAUGACGAAGGUCUGCUUACGCGUUUGGGUCGGAAAAUGUCCGACUUUCCAAUGGAACCUUCAUCGGCCAAGGUCCUCAUCACGGCGGUAGACUAUCAGUGUUCCGACGAGAUGCUCAGCAUCGUGGCCAUGUUGAAUCAGCAAACCGUCUUUUAUCGUCCCAAGGAGAAGCAGACGCAGGCAGAUCAAAAGAAGGCCAAGUUCCACGACCCGCACGGCGACCACCUCACACUUCUCAAUGUAUACAAUUCGUGGAAGCUCAGCGGCUACUCGAGUCCGUGGUGCUUUGAAAACUUUAUCCAGGCACGCUCGAUGCGCCGCGCCAAGGAUGUGCGUGACCAGAUCCUGCGCAUCAUGGAGCGCCAUCGCCACCCGGUCAUCUCGUGUGGCCGCGACACGCAAAAGGUGCGAAGGGCGCUCUGUACAGGAUUCUUCCGGAGUGCUGCGCGCAAGGACCCUCAGGAGGGCUACAAGACGCUGACCGAGGGCACGCCGGUGUACCUGCACCCUUCUUCGGCGCUGUUUGGCAAGCACGCGGAGUGGGUCAUUUACCACGAGCUGGUCCUCACGACCAAGGAAUACAUGCACUGGACGACGGCGAUUGAGCCCAAGUGGCUGGUGGAGGCGGCGCCGACGUUCUUCAAGGUGGCGGCCACGGACAAGCUGAGCAAGAGAAAGGCGCAAGAGAGGAUUCUACCGCUUUACAACAAGUUUGCCGGCGAGGACGACUGGAGACUGAGCGCGCAGAAGAGGGGAGGACGUGGUGGUGGCGGUGGUACCUGGGGCUAA
Molecule: messenger RNA, 3570 nt
Organism: Akanthomyces muscarius
Lineage: Eukaryota; Fungi; Ascomycota; Sordariomycetes; Hypocreales; Cordycipitaceae
Exons: 1
Coding region: 1-3570 (1189 amino acids)
Biological process (GO): spliceosomal complex disassembly; RNA stabilization
Cellular component (GO): catalytic step 2 spliceosome; intracellular anatomical structure
Molecular function (GO): ATP binding; RNA binding
Source: RefSeq, a predicted model, not a curated record